Umbelopsis ramanniana AG is the source of this 1296-nucleotide messenger RNA. RefSeq lists its product as uncharacterized. Gene Ontology annotation, molecular function: hydrolase activity, acting on carbon-nitrogen (but not peptide) bonds, in linear amides. The transcript is spliced from 5 exons. The record is from RefSeq and is a predicted model, not a curated record. The coding region runs from base 185 to 1015 and encodes 276 amino acids. NCBI's taxonomy places the organism in Eukaryota, Fungi, Mucoromycota, Umbelopsidomycetes, Umbelopsidales, Umbelopsidaceae.
AUUAUGCUGUAUACCAGUUCUUUGUGCCUUUCUAUUAUUAUUAUUUUGUUUAGUUCAGUAUCAUAGUAUAUAACCUUCACUCGUAAAGAUUUCAAUUUCAGUGUUCCUUGCUUUUCGUUGUAAACGCUCAAUCUAAUUCGACCGCAAUCUCUAUAUUUUUCCAAGAAAAGGCUUUCAUUUCGAAAUGACAUUGGCAGCUGUUGCUCAAUUUUGCGCUAAUGAGGUGCUCUCACGAAACAGACAAAUUUGCGUGGAACUCAUUCGGCGUGCCGCGGCGGGGAAUGCAAAGGCUGUUUUUCUUCCUGAGGCAUCUGAUUUCAUUGGCAAAGACAAGAAUGAAGUACUACGUUUGACGAGCGAAGCGGAAGAGCCGUUCAUCAACGGCAUUUGUCAGGCCGCUAAGCAGAAUGAUAUUUGGGUAUCGGUUGGUCUUCACGGCAAGUCUUCAGAAGCCCGCGUUUAUAACAGCCACAUCCUAGUUUCUCCAGAAGGUCAAAUUGCAGCUAAUUAUAGGAAGAUACAUCUCUUUGAUGUUGAUAUCAAGGGUGGAGCCAGGUUGAUGGAGUCAGAGGGAACAAUACCAGGGACACAACUAGGAAAUCCAGUGCAGACUUCUAUUGGAAAGAUUGGCCUGCAAACUUGCUACGAUCUUCGAUUUGCGGAGCUUUCUAUUAUUCAACGCGCUCGUGGCGCUGAUAUUUUAACCUAUCCAAGUGCGUUUACAGUCAAAACAGGUUAUGCUCAUUGGGCAUCACUGUUGCGUGCAAGAGCGAUCGAAACCCAAACAUAUGUAAUAGCAGCAGCACAGGCGGGUCAACAUAAUGAGUCCAGAGCAAGUUACGGACAUGCAAUGAUUGUUGAUCCAUGGGGUGAGAUUGUAGCUCAUUGUGACAGUGGUGAAAGCGAACCAACACUGGCAUUCGCAGAUAUUGAUCUGAAGUACAUGAACAGUAUCCGACAGCAAAUGCCUGUCAUGGAGCAGCGCCGCAAUGACUUGUAUCCCACGUUAAAAUAAUACAUUUUUGUUUUCAUAUGGCAAUCACACAUUGAGAAAUGCUAGACAAACGCUUUUCACAUCUAUUUAUUACUAUCGACGUAAACUUUUAAAUUCUUAUAAUGCCAUAUGACGAAAAUAUAGCUCACUGUCCAGAUCGAAAUAAGCAGUGAAAACAGAGGAACGAAACAAGUGAUAAAAAAAAAAAAGGAAUGGGAACAAAACUUGAUAUCUGAUUUACGCAGUUGCAGGUCGACCAGCACCACAUCGGAAGCAUUGAUAUCUGGAAGCGAAAUUAUGUA